Dermacentor albipictus is the source of this 3497-nucleotide messenger RNA. RefSeq names its product neurogenic locus notch homolog protein 1-like. Lineage: Eukaryota; Metazoa; Arthropoda; Arachnida; Ixodida; Ixodidae. The record is from RefSeq and is a predicted model, not a curated record.
AAUCAGCGCCUGGGCUCUUUCGAAUCGACCCAGCGUAUUAACAGGGGGGGCUCCGUACGGUUAGCAUAAGUUACUAUGAUAGUGGAACGCUUGUUAUAACGUUUAAAUGUCAAGAUUUUAUUUUUUUGUCGUCAACAGCGUCCUCGUUCUCUAUGUUUUCAGGUCAUCGGCACAAGCGGGAACCACAGGGAGCCCAUGUGAGUCAGACAGCGACUGUCGUCGGGCGAGCCACUAUGCGUGUCACAACCACAGUUGCACCUGCCAGGUUGGCCACCAUGAGGAGCUAGUCAACUCCAGCCUUGCCUGCGUUUUUGUUGGGGUGCCGGUGGGGGAGCGCUGCUUGUCAGACGAGUCCUGCAUCAACCACAACCGAACUCACUGUGGAAGCCGGCACAUCUGCGUCUGCCGCCGGGGAUAUUAUGAACACGGUGGCCUCUGCAAAACCGGCCGCAAGCUUGGGGACCCAUGCCGGUCCGACGUCCAGUGUGAAGCCGGCAGCAAUGCGUCGGCGUGCCGAGGUUCCUCUUGCCGCUGCAAGGACGGCUACUACCAGGAGUCCAUAGCGGGCAAUAGCACUUGUGUACCAGGCAACCCUCCCCUGCUGCUGUGCUACACCAACUAUGACUGCUUCAUCCGUGACCGACACCUUGUUUGCGAUGGCAGGUUCUGCCGUUGCAGGCAAGGCUACCACACAGAACUCACUGCUUGGGGUUGGCGAUGCGCAGAUUCCUCAGGCUUACAGCGACCUGUUCACGGUGGGGUGGUGUCAGUGUUCAGGAUUUCACCAGCAGCCAUCCUUAUCGCUUGCAUUAUCUUGGGAUACAUGAAGCGACGCCAGAAGCCUGACACGGGCCAAGGGCUGCAUGACCGCCAAUUUGGAAGCCGUACACAUCGAUACAUCAUCCCAUUCCGCCGUGGAGUCUCCCUGCGUGAGGUGGCUCAGCGUGGUCAGAAUGCAAGGACGGGUGACUCGUUUGACCACCUCCUGCCAACCACAGCGGCCUGCAGCAAUCUGCCACCCGAACCACCGCCUUACCAUCCGGCUGAGGAGGAGCCGCCACCAACGUACGAAGAGGCGGUGCGAGGGGUGCCCGUUGCGCCCGUACCACAGAUGGUGCCAGGAGGGAAUGCUGCCGCACAGCCAACGCGACGUGCCUGAGAAAAAGAUAGUGGAGAGUCCACCACUCACCUACCAAACAGUUGUCGUCCCUACCUUCUGUAUUCCUUUUUCUGUUUUUGAGUCCCCCGUCAUUGCAGAAAAGCACUCAUUAUCACCUGUCUAGCCACGCGUGGACAGGGAGAAAAAAAGGUGUCGCGAAUAAAAGAACCAACGCUGGCAGAUGCAUCAAAAGUAGAAGGUGGCAGCCUAAUUGGAGAGGCUUUCUUCUUUGACGUGGCCACAGUGAAGUAGGGAAGGUCUGUGCAUAAACUGUGGCGCUGUUGCCAAAAUUGUGUGUUUUAUUUAUUUUUUUUUUGCAAGGUCUCGUAAAAGAACCCCUAUAAAAAUGAAAAAGAAAAACUGGUGCAUGCUCACUUUUAGAGGAUAGUUACAUGGGCUUGUUGGGCUGCGCUACAACGAAGUAAAAAACACUUUUGGAGUUCCAUAUCUUUGUUUUUAAAUGCUUCCUUCAAUCGUUCUUCAUGCUCAGUACACCAGCUAUUUACUGCCGCAGUUUGCAUGAGCUGUGCUAAUUUCGAAUAAGGCUUUGAGUUUUUGAGACCCUGUGAUGAGACUUUUGCCUGUAUUCUGCACCAAGGAAGCAUUCUCAAAAUAGAGAUUGUUAAAAGAAAAACAUAAGUUCCAGGAUGUUAUAAGGUGUGCUGUUAGUCAACAAAACCUUAGAUUACAUAGUGUAUCUUAACUUUCAAUCAGAUUGGCGCAGGCUUGCCGACUAUUUCAUACUGUGCAAACAAUUAUCUGCUUGCGGCUGUUUCCUUUUGCUCUGCCGCAAGACUGGAGCCGUUUUGUGAGCACAAAAUAGUUCUGCCUCAGUACAUUGAGAGUUGUCUUAUUCCUUUCUUACCUUGAAGGCAUCAUUUCUUUUUCUUCUUGUUUCGUAGUUUCGCAUAUUUAGAGAUAAGCACGUGCAUUCACAGUGUAUGUGUGACAAUGAAAUUCAAAUGGCACGUGAAGGCUUGUCUCAAAGUGGCUGCUUAAAUGUACUCUUGUUACGAACCUAGUCGUGUAGAAGUAAUUUACUAACAGAACAAAGCCACAGCGCUUAGGCUGCAGUAGGUUUAAGUCUCCUUGUGAAUAUUUGGGUGUGCAUUUUUGUCCCUCCAAUCCUCCUCUUAUUUCACACAUGCAGUAUAUAUGUAUUAUAUACUUUAAGGUCAAACUACAGUGCCAGCAGGCUUUGCCUUUUUAAGUUGUGUAUCUGUGAUAAAAAUAUUUUUUACACUACACACGCGUACAAUUACCUGUCCGUCUUCUUUUUUUAAGCAGCUUGUCCACUGUGUCAUAGUCUAGCUAACUGCAUCGUUUGCCACUAGAUGUGAGCUUGUUUGUUUUCUGUUUUUUUGUCCUCCAGAAGCUCAUAUUUAUGAGCUUGUAGUAAUGUUGCAUACAUGUCAUGUAGCCUUCCUCUCUCAUUUUAUUUUUUCGCUGCUAUGGCAGAAGAAAUGCCAGAUUGAGCAAAUUUUGCUCCUCAGAAACAUGGCGUUUGCUUGUAGCACCAACAGAUUACAUAUAAAGCUGCAUUCUUGUUUCACAGAUGUUCUUGUACUCAUGUGUAACCCUGUGUUCUGCUUUGAUUCAGGCAUAGUUGUACAAUGGAACCUCUUUGAAACUGUGUACUGAAUUAAGUACCUGGACAAUAGUAAGCAAGCCUGAUGGAGAGAUAGGUCUUGUGCGUAUAUUAGUCAGAUAUUCCUAUUUCCGCAUGUUGUUUUUCUUGUGGGUGAGCUUUGCUGUACAGAGAGAGAUUAUAGAAAGGAGCAAUAAGUCCGCCUCCACACCACAACUUUUUGUUUUGCAUGCAAAGACUUCCACAAGCGUCAAUGUUAAGAAAAUGGUAUGACUUCUGUUCAAACUUUUUCCAAGCUUUACUCAAAAGGCGAAUUUGUCAGUUUGUGCAUUUAACGGGCACUCCCGUCAGGUAAUGGUUUCUGGUUGUGCUAACACCUUUUCCCAGUGUGGGACGUCUGCUAAGCGCGACUUACUUGCACAUUAUGCCAGCUGUUAUGUUUGAAAAGCUGCAAAGGGAGAAAAGAAGAUACGCUUAGCUUUGUCUGUAGAUUUUUAUGUCAUGGCCAUGCAAAUGAGCAUCGCGGAAAGUGCAGUGUAGCUCCAUGCAACUCCAAGCAUGUUGUGUGGCCAUUGCUAUUGCGUCUUCAGUUACCAUAUACAUUCCCACAGAUGUAUUCUCUGUCUGUCUGUCCCAGCUCUGUCUUACAUAACUUUGCAUGCUUUUUUUUUCGUUUUUCAUUGAUACAGGAAACCCAGGAAAUUUAUUCAUGCCACACUGUCAUUAAAGCUUUAUUCUCAACCAUGGAAA